AUCGGCCGCACAGAAAAAGAAAAUGUCUUUGGCCGAAACGAGGAAGUCGUUGCCGGUUUACGCGUAUCGCGAUGAAUUCAUUCAAGCGGUUCACGACCAUCAAGUUUUAAUCAUUGAAGGCGAAACAGGCUCCGGGAAAACCACACAGCUUCCUCAAUAUCUUUACGAAGCGGGUUUUUGCACGAAUAAAAUGAAGGUUGGAUGUACGCAGCCGCGGCGAGUGGCGGCAAUGAGUGUUGCAGCUCGAGUGGCAGAAGAGAUGGGCGUCAAAUUGGGUAUUGAGGUAAGCAUCGCUAAACACUCAUUUAAAAUAGUUGUCAAAAAGUCGAUAACGCCGAAAUCAACUCUUGGCUGUCAUUCUGUACUGGUUGAUAAUUUCGAACUCAAUUUCAAGGUUGGUUAUUCGAUACGUUUCGAAGACUGCACUUCCGAAAGGACAGUAAUCAAAUACAUGACGGAUGGUAUGCUUCUAAGAGAGUUUUUGAAUGAGCCCGAUCUAGCUAGUUAC
This is a messenger RNA of Gongylonema pulchrum, 508 nucleotides long. NCBI's taxonomy places the organism in Eukaryota, Metazoa, Nematoda, Chromadorea, Rhabditida, Gongylonematidae. The record is from the annotation of a GenBank genome assembly.